Messenger RNA from Penicillium maclennaniae, 963 nucleotides. RefSeq lists its product as uncharacterized. The coding region runs from base 1 to 963 and encodes 320 amino acids. The transcript is spliced from 2 exons. NCBI's taxonomy places the organism in Eukaryota, Fungi, Ascomycota, Eurotiomycetes, Eurotiales, Aspergillaceae. The record is from RefSeq and is a predicted model, not a curated record.
AUGGCAAGCUUUAUGAUAGCAAAUCUGAACCCACUGAAUUAUGUUGGUGGAGUCAAUUUUGUACCGGACCAGGAUAUUCCCGAUUUGUCGGGAAAGGUCAUUCUAGUCACAGGAGGAAACGCGGGUCUGGGCAAGGAGUCGAUCCUCCAACUCGCAAAACACAACCCGGAAAAAAUCUUCCUCGGCGCCCGGUCGGAGUCUAAGGCGACCGACGCCAUUGCUUCAAUCAAAUCAUCCGUUGCAAAUGUUGAGGUCAGCUGGAUCCCGUUGGACUUGACAUCCAUCAAGUCCAUUCAAAAUGCAGCCGAGCAAUUCAAGGCCCAGUCUCAACGGCUGGACAUCCUGCUCCUGAAUGCGGGUGUAAUGGCGCUGCCUCCCGGUGAAACGGAAUUAGGCCACGAAAUUCAACUCGGCACCAACCACACGGGGCAUUUCCUUUUGACAAAAUUGUUAUUGCCUACGUUGCUUCGUACUGCGGAGGAGCCUGGCUCCGAUGUUCGUGUUGUGUCACUCUCUUCGGUGGGGCAUAAUCUUGCUCCGGACUUUGAGACAAUCCUAGAUCAGGAGAAACUGAAGAAGGUGAAUACCAAUACUAGGUACGGAGCUUCCAAGGCUGCAAACAUUCUCUUCGCUGCCGAGCUCGCGAGACGGUAUCCGUCUAUCACGUCGGUGUCUGUCCACCCUGGUAUCAUCUUGACGGAUCUGUACAACUCGAUGAGCGGACGUUCGGCUUUCCUUGCUCUGGGAACCAGGGCGAUUGGUAUGGUGGGAACUUCAGUCCCGGAUGGAGCACGCAAUCAGCUGUGGGCUGCUGUCGGCGCGAAGAAGAAUGAUCUCGUGAAUGGCGCGUAUUACGUGCCUGUUGGCAAUCUCAAACAGCACAACUGCUAUGCAAAGAGCGAAGAUAUGGGCAAGCGUCUCUGGGAAUGGACGGAAAAAGAACUUGCGAAAGCGUCCCUUUGA